UCAAUCAUGUUAGGUCAAGCAAGGUCAAGUGAGAUUAGGUUAGAAUGCGGUACACGCGCAUUGCCAUCGUUCUCUAAUCAAAGGCAAUCAAAAGCUUACCCUAAAUUGAUCAAGUUUUUAACUGAUAAUGCUAACGAAACGAUUAACAUUCGCACUCGGCAAACAACUGUGCGAGCGUUCGUGCUUUCCAAAUAACACGCUCGCUCAGUCAGUACGUGGUUACAGCGUGGAACAUGAGAAACGACAAUAUAAGUGGAGAGAGAAAGAGGAUGAUGCAGUAACAUCCAAAAUCGGAGAUGAUCCGGAGAAACCCAAGACAUUCUUCUGGUUUCCUACGGCUGCACCAAAGGAGACCGAUUUCUCCCUCGGCACUAUUAUGAAGUGGUAUAGGUACCAUAAGGUGCAGUACAACAAGACCAGCCAAGCGUUUAAUCCGGAGAGGCAUGAGAUACUAGGCGCCAAUCUGGCCACCGCUCAUUUUCUGGUCCAUCGCGGCGGCCGGGUCAGAUUCAAGGGUAACUCUUACUGGACGGAACGGGAUGAAAAGGGCCGAUACCAGUUACCCAACACUUACGAUCCAAGCUACGUUCUCGAGGCGGUGGACAUCAAUGGGUUUGAUCUACAUUAUGAGGGCCUAAGUAACUUGUGUGGUCUCAUGAAGCUGAAGUGGCUCAGUCUCAAGGAUUGCAAGAACAUUGACGAUUGGGGCUUGGACAAGAUCUCGGCAGAGUUCCCCAAACUGGAGUAUCUGGACAUCUCCGGCUGUGAGAAGAUCACCGAGAGGGGACUGGAAUGUCUCUACAGAAUGACCAAUUUGAAGAAACUAAUUGUGACGAAUCAUUACAAAACAGUUGCGUUCGAGCUGGCCUGCUUUAUGCUGGAGGACUGUAUACCUGGACUGACUUGUGAAAUUCUUAUACCUGACAAAAAACCAAAAGACUAAUGUCAAUAAGAAAUUAGAAUAAUAUAGCUUGUAUAAGAAAGUUUCUCGGAUUUUUAAUUAAGCGCGACGUCGAGCUUCACAUGUCAACAAUUGUCGCAUCAAGAACCAGUAGAAACGAUUACAUCAUCGGCGGCGGCACACAGUAAACGCAGUUGUUGGCGAUCAAUCUCGGCGUUUGCAUUAGUUGAGAGAUACUAGGGCAUGCGCGAUGAGAUAAGCAGUAAGCACUAGCAGCCGCUAUUAAGCUCAGUCGCGUACCUAUUUUACUGUAACAAAAGGUAUGUUUAGAUUCCUCACGGAAAAGAAACAGAAAAUGAAAAAAAAAAUAAUAGCAAGAAAUAUAUAAAAAAAAUGG
Solenopsis invicta (red fire ant) is the source of this 1298-nucleotide messenger RNA. RefSeq names its product distal membrane-arm assembly complex protein 2. The coding region runs from base 128 to 943 and encodes 271 amino acids. The record is from RefSeq and is a predicted model, not a curated record. The transcript is spliced from 2 exons. Lineage: Eukaryota; Metazoa; Arthropoda; Insecta; Hymenoptera; Formicidae.